GGGGUCGGAGGAGGUGGAUCGGCCGGCGGAGAUGGGGCGGGGGAAGAUCGAGAUAAAGCGGAUCGAGAACGCCACCAACAGGCAGGUGACCUACUCCAAGCGCCGGUCGGGGAUCAUGAAGAAGGCGCGGGAGCUCACCGUGCUCUGCGACGCCCAGGUCGCCAUCAUCAUGUUCUCCUCCACCGGCAAGUACCACGAGUUCUGCAGCACCGGCACCGACAUCAAGGGGAUUUUUGACCGCUACCAGCAGGCCAUCGGGACCAGCCUGUGGAUCGAGCAGUAUGAGAAUAUGCAGCGCACGCUGAACCAUCUCAAGGACAUCAACCGGAACCUGCGCACCGAGAUCAGGCAAAGGAUGGGUGAAGAUCUGGACGCGCUGGAGUUCGAGGAGCUGCGCGACCUUGAGCAAAAUGUCGAUGCCGCUCUCAAGGAGGUUCGCCAGAGGAAGUAUCAUGUGAUCACCACGCAGACUGAAACCUACAAGAAGAAGGUGAGACCUUUUCUAAACAAUCAUUAUAAUCUGUUCUCUAUAAAUUGAAGUAGUUUUCUCGUAGCUCGAAAAUUUCAGGCGUACGUUGCCCAAUUUGGUGUACAUGACUGUUCUGGUGCACACAUAUCUCCACAAAACUAGAUCUUUCCCCAAUUCGUUUACCUUGCCUUGUGUCAGCUGCCACUUGUUACAGUUUCUUUAUUUAGCUAGUUCUCCAUGCCACUGUUCGAACACCAUGUGUUCACCAGAUCUCUGUAUUGUACAAUCAUUCGGCCACACAUUAAUUUUGCUUGAGAAAGUCCGUCUAGCUAGAUAUGUAUGACCACUAUUGCACUUCAUGAGCUGCAUCAUAUGCAUGGCGUUACAAAUGAAUCACAUAUUAACCACUCUCAUAACCUAGAUAGCUAGCUAGCUUAGAGCCCCAAACAUACAUCCAUCUCCCAGCCCUUAUAUGGUUGAACAUUCAACCUAGCUAGUGACCGAUGGAAGCAAAGAUCUGACAGACACCUCCACGCCCCAAACAAACACGUUGCAUGCCAAUGUACACGGUGCACUGCCAUGCGUGUCUGCACUUUACACACUCAACCCCCUCACUUCGACAACUCUAGACUCUAGACUCUACAAUUCUAGAUCCAAAUCUUGGCGUAGCUAAUUAGCUAUAGAGCCUUUGGAAAAAUCUCGGUGUAGAGUAUGCAUGUCAUGUGCUUACAUGCAUGCACACACACGUAGACGAACAGCAAUAGAUGCAGUGAUCUGUCUCCUUUUGACAGAAACACAUAAGCUGGAAUUGAGAAAGAGCGAAGGACAAUAAUCUUUGGGCUAUAUCUCUCAUGCACUACACGUAUCUCCUGCUAAGCCUAUGCUAGAUGAUCGAUCAGUAGCUGGCUGCCUAGAGAUGCAUGGGGUGCAUGAGCGUGCAUGGCUGCUUUGUUCGGUCCCCCGGCUAUCUGGGGGUAGCAUGUCAAACACGGAUUUUUAUGGGAUUGCACAGCGCCAUGAUACCCCUUGUAGAUGAGGACCGGCGACGAGGCUUUAUGGUUUGCGGAACUAUAGAAACGAAACCUCUUGGCUUUUUCGAUCUGAAUGAAUGGCAGAGAACUUUCGCCUUUCUUUUGUUUUACGUACUGACAUAUAUAUGAUCCGGUCUUCAGCUUUGCGUAGUCCUGGGUAUAAUGCUUUAUACCAGUCGUCAAUGUGAAGCUAAGAUUGGUUUCAAGAUAUGUUCAUGUUCUAGGUCCGUGUGGCAUUAAUAUAGGCGCUCAGGGAAAGAAUAGUGUGUCUUUUUCUUUUCGAAAAGGAGGUUAAACCCCCGGGCUCUAGAUUGAGCGAUGCACAAAGCAUUCUUAUUGCGAGGUUUUUAAAUCUGUUAUAAAGAUGAUAUGACAAGGAAACAGCCGCAUCCAACAAAUAAAAGCACAUAUGUUUUACUGAUCCCAUGACUAGACUCGCAUUCAAACCGGUUGAACAAACCCCGCAACCAUCUCCAUAUGGUUGCCCCAGUGUUCAGAAGCUCCCGUACUUCUGCUAUUGAAGUAAGGACCACAUACAGAUCUAGUCAGUAGCCCUGCGGAUAAUUGGCAAACAAAAAUUGGAACUCUGACAAUGUUAAACUUAUCUCAACUACAUGAGUUUCUUCUAUGGCCAUUGUGAUUAUAUGGCUGGAUGCUUUUGUAGUUGCGUUGGAUGAACAAUUGCUUAGACAUAUGAGAUCUACAAUGUUAGUCUAAACGAUAAAACAGUUGGUCCUCGCACUAGAUGACACUAAUCUUACAUGAUGGGUACUCCCUCGUUUUUAUUUACUUCGCAUAUUAGCUUUAUCUUGGGUCAAACUUUCUAAACUUUGAUCAAGUUUAUACAAAAAAAAAUUAACAUAAAAAAACCAAGUCAAUACCAUUAGAAUCACCAUUUUCCAACAUAUUUUCAUACGAUAAAUAUUUUUUAUUGUGAAAGUUUAGAUUGUUUUCGAUAAACUUGGUCAAACUUAUAACGCAUUUGACUUAGGUCAAAGCUAAUAUGCAAAGUAAAUAAAAAUGGAGGGGUAUUUGAUGAGUGCAUAUAUAUUCCUUUUCUUCAAUCAUCCAUGUAAAAGCAUCUUGUAAAGUACAUGCACGUAAAACAAAACAAUCUAAUUAAAUUAAAUACAUAUUGUCCCAUCAAAUAUACAUGCAUGUACUUGGUUAGUACUACCUUCGUUAGGUGAUAUAAAUACGCACAAUGUUUUAGUCAAGUUAAGUUUCUGCAACUUUCACUCUGACUAAGCUAUAAAAUGUUAAUCAUGUAAAAUGAAAUCAUUAAAAUGUGUCUACAACAAUAUUCAUGUAAAGAUGGCAGCCAAAAUUUAAAGGUCAUUCCUAUGUACAGAAUGAUGUAUACUUAAUUGUGAAGCGAGUAUAAUGUAUUCCGUAUUUGAGAAAGAUGGUUUCUCUUGCCUUUUUUUUUGUCAACAUUUUUUCUUGUGCACCAGUUCUAGAUCGGAUUCCACUACCAUCAAUAAACAAAAAGGGAAAUCCAGCCUAUAUGUUCUAGUCACCGCCUACUCCUAAAGUCAUAGUAAAGACCAACACUUAAGUUAAUAUGAGAUAAACUGACUACCAUGGCUUAAAUAUAAGUUUAACUUCUGGAAGUUCAUGUAAAUUGAGCAUGAUUGAUGUUCAAGGAGUAUAUUCACAAAAAUCUGCAGCAGGGAACUAGUAACUAAACAAACAAGCUAGCCACACUUGGUAGUUAAAACCGGCGGCCUCCAAUGAAAAUAGAUGACGACCUAGAAUGGGUGUGCUCAAACUUUAACUUCGAGGAUGAAUAUAUAGAAUUAUGAAUCAUAUUGACCAACUGGAAAUACCAUCACUAGAAAUUUCACGGAAUUUUAAUUAACAUGUUGAUAGAAAUGUAACAGUAAUACUUGCACUUUGACACCACAUGCAAGAUCCAAAACAUCAUGUAUUAUUGAGCAGAGGGAAUGGAUAUAUGUGAAGAUAUAUAAAUUAAGGUGUUAUUUCAUCGUGAAACGACUCAUAAUUUUAUGUGCAUGCAAGAUUCCACAAGGUGAAUUUUAAUACUAUUGCAUUACUUCACACCAUGCAUGCACAGAUGUGAAAAUAUUCAAAACAUUUUUUUUGUGUUCUCAAGAAAGAAGGGAUAAACUACAACCUUAUUUCCCAUCCUUCUGAUUUUUAUGUUGCCUUCUGUUUGUUCUUUGUUUGUGGAAUUUCAUGUGUGUUUUGGUCUUGAUGUGUACGUAGAGUAUGUAUGAGUAGAUAAUACACCUCUAAAUUUUCCCUUUUUCUACAAAGUCCUUUUUUGGCUAAGUAUGGAUUAAACCCAAAAAAACCUUGUACAAGUCAUGAAUGUAUCUGAAAGUUUUUUGUUGAGUGAUGAUUGUAUUUGAACUUCCUUUUCUAGGUUCAAUUGUAUAUCAACUUAUUUUCUUUUUCCAGGAAAUUGUAUCUAGACCUAACAAUUAAGUGUAACUAAGUUUGGUGGGAAGUAGAGGUACAAAUCUUACCCGUUGGGCUGGAGUCCUCGAUCUGCUCAUUUUUCUUUUUUGUAGGUUACACUGCCGGUGAUUCUUACAGUUUUCCUUUUUGUAGCUUUUAUUUUGCAUGAUUUGUCUUGUACUUCCUCUGUUUCUAAAUAAAGUCUUUUUAGAUAUUUCAAUACUAACUACAUACGGAUAUACAUAGACAUAUUUUAGAGUGUAGAUUCACUCAUUUUGCUUCGUAUAUAGUCCGGUCCAUAUUCAAAUAUCUAAAGAGACUUAUAUUUAGGGACAGAG
Triticum urartu is the source of this 4262-nucleotide messenger RNA. Lineage: Eukaryota; Viridiplantae; Streptophyta; Magnoliopsida; Poales; Poaceae. The record is from RefSeq and is a predicted model, not a curated record.